Molecule: messenger RNA, 494 nt
Organism: Cottoperca gobio
Lineage: Eukaryota; Metazoa; Chordata; Actinopteri; Perciformes; Bovichtidae
Product: prostate stem cell antigen-like
Exons: 3
Coding region: 87-395 (102 amino acids)
Source: RefSeq, a predicted model, not a curated record
GCAGAAGUUGAGCUGAAAGAGGAAGGCUACUUUCCAGUCCUCCUCACACUCGGCUGAUUAACAAACUGUUUUUCUCUCCGUUCACGAUGAAGCUUUUUGGAGCUCUGGUCCUGUUCAUGACUCUGUCAGCAGCAUGUGGACUGAGAUGCUACACAUGCACGGCCACCGACCCUAAAUCCUGCACUGACACCAAAUCUUGUCCUGUUCUCUUCAACCGUUGUUUCUCUCUCAAGAUAGACGGUUAUAACAUGGUUACCAAGGGCUGCCAACACAGCAUAACAUGUGUAGCUGCCAUAGCUUGCUGUGAAGGUAGCUUGUGUAACAGUGCCAUACCAACAGCUCCCUGUGCCAUCCUCCUGCUGGUAUCCUCAGCCGUCAUCAUGCUCUUUCUCUGAGGCUCUGGGACUUUCUUAUUCGUAUACUGUACGUUUUCCUGAUCCAACUUGUACAACUUAAGAAGAAUAAACAACUUCCAUAUUAAACUGCACUGCAAA